Molecule: messenger RNA, 2022 nt
Organism: Dendronephthya gigantea
Lineage: Eukaryota; Metazoa; Cnidaria; Anthozoa; Malacalcyonacea; Nephtheidae
Exons: 1
Coding region: 1-2022 (673 amino acids)
Biological process (GO): DNA integration
Molecular function (GO): nucleic acid binding
Source: RefSeq, a predicted model, not a curated record
AUGGGAAAAUCAAGACUUGCACCAAUCAAGCCAGUUACUAUUCCCCGUAUGGAAUUGUCGGCAGCAGUCGUAGCAACCAAGCUGGACCUGAUAACGCGCCAAGAACUUAGUUUUCCCAUCGAUGAAUCGUUCUUCUGGACGGAUAGUACCUGCGUAUUGCGGUAUAUCGAAAACCAAGACAAAAGAUUUCAAACCUUUGUGGCAAACCGGGUCGCAGCUAUUCACAAUGCAUCAUCUCCCGCUCAAUGGAGUUAUAUUAAUACCGAGCUGAACCCAGCCGACGAUGCUUCAAGAGGAGUGCCAGUCGAGUCUCUCCAUCGUUGGAUUGAAGGACCAGAGUUUCUGAGGAAGUCGAACGAAUUUUGGCCGAAACGACCAGCCGAAAUGGCCAUGCCCGUCGACGACGCCGAUCCCGAGAUCAAAGGGCGUAUCGUGUGCGCGAGCUAUUGUUCUGACGCGAGUAAUCCGGUAGCGAGAAUAAUCGACCGCUAUUCAUCAUGGGAUCGCCUGAGGAGGAUCAUGGCGUGGUUGUUAAGGUACAAAGCGAAGUUUCUACGUGUAAGCAAGAGACGAAAGACUGGAGAAUCUUUCGCGAUCGAGUUCAGUAAUAAAAUCGUUCCUAUUGAUGUCCAAGAGAUCAAAAACGCAGAAGACGUAAUCCUGAAACAUAUACAGGGCGAAUCCUUCAAAGAGGAACACGAACUAUUAGAAAAAGAGCAGCAGCAGCAAAGUCACCCGGGACGUGCGAAAGCAGUAAAACGGUCAACGAUCAUUUUCAACGUCGAUCCGGUCCUCAGCAAAGGUCUUCUCCGCGUUGGCGGCCGCCUGAGGCGAGCACCGAUCAAUCAUGAUGCAAAACAUCCCGUCAUUCUGCCCAAGCACCACCACGUCAUUGCACUUAUAGUGAAGCACCACCAUCACCUGUCUGGGCACUCUGGUUUAGAGUACACCUUGUCGCUGAUACGACAAAGAUACUGGAUCAUCAACGGGAGGCGAACCGUAAAAACGAUCCUUAAUCAAUGCGUCAGUUGUAAGAAACGACAAGCACCAACCUCUCGACAGAAAAUGGCUGAUCUUCCCGAAGAUCGGACGACGCCAUCGAAGCCGCCGUUUACAUGUACUGGAAUCGACUGCUUUGGGCCGUUUGAAGUGAGAUGUGGCCGUACUACAGUGAAACGCUACGGGGUGCUCUUCACGUGCUUGAGUAUCCGUGCGAUCCAUAUCGAAGUUGCGAGUUCCCUGGAAACAGGGUCAUUUAUAAACGCCCUGCGUCGGUUUAUCGCAAGACGAGGUCAGCCUGAGGUUAUUCGUUCCGAUAACGGCGGAAACUUUGUCAAAGGGGAAAAGGAGCUACGUGAAGCUGUGAAGGAAUGGAAUCAGUCACAAAUCCACGACUUCCUCCUGCAGAGAAAUAUCAAGUGGUUAUUCAAUCCGCCGACAGGUUCCCAUCAUGGUGGCGUAUGGGAGCGGUGCAUUCGAACUACGCGAAAGGUGAUCCAGGGGAUCAUCAAAGAACAGGUCUUAGACGACGAAGGCAUUAACACCUUAAUGUGCGAAGUCGAGGCAAUCGUGAAUGGACGACCUAUCACCAAGCUCUCCGACGACCCACAAGAUAUGGAGCCCCUGACCCCGAACCACCUGUUGCUUCUGAGAGGUGGACCCACCCUUCCACCCGCGACUCUCUCCAACCAAGACAUCUAUGGUCGGCGAUGGCGCCAAAUCCAAUAUCUAGCGGACGUGUUCUGGCGUCGUUGGACGAAGGAAUAUCUCCCAUCUUUGCAAAAACGACAGAAAUGGAAUAAAGAGGAAAGAAACUUUAAGAAGAACGACAUCGUGCUGGUUCUGGACGACAAAACCCCUCGAAAUUCCUGGCCCAUGGGAAGAGUUUUGGAAGUUUACCCUAACCGAAACGAUGGGCUCGUACGCUCUGUAAGGUUGAAGACCAAGACAUCCGAGCUGACAAGACCAGUCACAAAGAUUGUACUCCUGGAGGAAGCGGACAUCGCCAAAAACGAUAAGUAG